Molecule: messenger RNA, 2490 nt
Organism: Microplitis demolitor
Lineage: Eukaryota; Metazoa; Arthropoda; Insecta; Hymenoptera; Braconidae
Gene: bur
Product: GMP synthase [glutamine-hydrolyzing]
Exons: 9
Coding region: 228-2387 (719 amino acids)
Biological process (GO): GMP biosynthetic process
Cellular component (GO): cytosol
Molecular function (GO): GMP synthase (glutamine-hydrolyzing) activity; ATP binding; GMP synthase activity
Source: RefSeq, a predicted model, not a curated record
UACUAUUUUAUUGUCAGUGGAAUAGCUCUGGCGAUGAAUGGCCGCCUCGUUCAGUGUGGUCCGACAAUUCCAUUUUAUUGCAAUUCAUUUUUUUUAUAAUUGAUUAUACACAUCCCCAGACAUCUCAUUAUCUCAUUACACUCGGUGGUUUUUCAGAGCUUAGAUUUUCCUGAGAUUAUUGGGAUUGGUGGUUGAAAAAAAAAAGUUAAUAAAAAUAAUAAUAUAAAAUGGAGAAGACAGCGGAUGGGUUCCAUCAAGACCGGAACAAUGGAGCUGAAGAUGUCACUAUGACAUUAGUCAACAGCGAUGAGAGAGUCGCUAUUCUUGACGCUGGUGCUCAGUAUGGAAAAGUAAUUGAUCGUAAAGUACGUGAAUUGAAUGUACAGUGUGAGAUAUUACCUUUGGAUACUCCAGCAUUUACUCUCAAAGAGAAAGGAUACAAGGCGAUUAUCAUUUCUGGAGGACCUAGUUCUGUUUACGCAGAAGAUGCGCCGAGAUAUGAUGGUGAUAUAUUUCGAAUAGGUAUUCCAGUACUGGGUAUUUGUUAUGGGAUGCAAAUGAUGAAUAAGGAGUUUGGUGGUACUGUUAAUAGAAAAGAAGGACGUGAAGACGGACAGUUUUUAAUAGAAGUUGAUACCAAGUGCCUUUUAUUCAAGGGCUUGGAGAAAGAUCAAUUAGUUUUACUCACUCAUGGAGAUAGUAUAGACAGGGUUGCUGAUUGUUUUCGUGCAACAGCUAAAUCAUCAAAUUUUAUUGUUGGAAUAUCGAGUGACAAAAUGAAUUUAUAUGGAGUACAAUUUCACCCCGAAGUUGAUCUUACGACAAAUGGUAAACAAAUGUUACAUAAUUUUUUGUUCGGUAUUGCUGGCUUGACUGGUAACUAUACAAUGCACGAUAGAGAAGCCCAGUGCAUUCAAUAUAUUAAAGACACUGUUGGCAACAAUAAAGUAUUGUUGUUAGUUAGUGGAGGAGUUGACUCAACAGUAUGUGCGGCAUUAUUACAUAAAGCAUUGAAUAAAGAACAAGUAAUUCCAUUGCAUAUCAACAAUGGAUUUAUGCGCAAAGGCGAAACACCGUUUGUUGAACAGAGUUUAGCUGAACUAGGAGUUAAGCUGCGUGUUGUCAAUGCAACACAUAAUUUUAUGGAGGGAACAACGUCUGUACCACUCGACCACGUGUCACCGGCAAAUAUUAUUAACAAUAAGGGCAUUGGUGUUACGGCCAUUGGUCCGAGAACUAGAAUAACUAAAAUGCUGUGUCAGACAACAAGUCCUGAGGAAAAACGUAAAAUAAUUGGUGAUGUGUUUGUCCGGGUUGCUAAUGACGCUAUGACGGAAAUGGGAUUGAAACCUGAACAAGUUUUUCUUGGGCAGGGUACGCUCAGGCCUGAUCUUAUUGAAAGUGCUAGUGCACUUGCCAGUGGUAAAGCCGAUGCUAUUAAAACCCAUCACAAUGACAGCGAACUUGUAAGAGCCUUGAGAUCACAGGGACGUGUUGUUGAGCCACUUAAAGAUUUUCAUAAAGAUGAAGUACGACAGAUUGGAUGUGAUUUAGGACUACCAGCGUCGCUUGUUCAACGACAUCCGUUCCCUGGUCCCGGUUUAGCCAUACGUAUUUUGUGUGCUGACGAACCAUUUAUGGACAAAGAUUUUUCUGAAACUCAGGUAAUUGUAAAAAUAAUGGCCGAGUAUGAACAAAUGCUGCAGAAAAAACACGCACUAUUAAAUCGUGUCGAAAGUGCAACAAGUGAAUCAGAACGUCAACAUUUACGCAGAGUUUCAAGUGAAAAUCACAUUGCGGCGACAUUAUUACCAAUUCGCAGUGUUGGAGUACAAGGCGAUCGAAGGAGUUAUAGUUACGUCGUAGGGUUAUCGUGUCAGGGACUUAAACCGGAGGAGGAACUGCCACUAGAGACCGUAGUCUGGGAAGAUUUAUUGUUCCUUGCAAGACUGAUUCCCCGUGUCUGUCACAACGUAAAUCGCGUCUGCUAUAUAUUCGGACCGAUAGUCCAGCAUCCAAUAACUGACAUAACACCAACGCACCUCACGUCAAAUGUCAUCUCGACACUCAGACAAGCCGAUCACUUGGCCAAUCAAGUUCUCGCCUCAAAUAACUGUGUAAAUGUAAUCAGUCAGAUGCCAGUUGUAUUGAUUCCGGUGCAUUUUGAUCGCGACGCUGCAUCUCGGGUGCCUUCAUGUCAACGUUCUGUUGUACUCAGGCCUUUUUGUUCAAGUGAUUUUAUGACUGGUACACCAGCUAUUCCUGGCAAUCAAUUACCAAUACACGUUAUUAAAAAAAUGAUUGCUGAAAUAUCAACAGUACCAGGAAUAUCACGCGUAUUAUACGAUUUAUCAUCAAAACCACCUGGUACCACUGAAUGGGAGUAAUGGACACUUAUUUUAAACUCACUCCUUUAUAUUUUUUCACCACCCGUUUGCGCGUAACGACUCCAGAAAUAACAAUAAUAAAAAAAACUAUAUUUAAAAAACA